GUAAGUAUGGGGUGGCUAUUUCACUCUUGAGGUUUUGGGGAAGUUAGGAAUGUUGGGGAUUUUUGGGGGUAGAGGUGUAGUUUUGGGAAUUGGCUGAUGGGAUGAAUUGUUUUACGGGUUUUGAAUGAGGUUUGGAAGGAUUUUAGGAGAAUUUGGAGGAUUUUGUGCUCCAGGUUAGCGAAAUAGUAGGGGGUAAUGAGGUAUUCAGGUGAUUUUGAGAACCGGAUUAUCGGGUCUUUAGUAAGCUAAAAAUAUCAAAUUCAAGAGGAUGUUAUUUAUCAUACUUUGAUCGUAAAUAUUAUCCUUUAGAUCUCUAAAAUGUCUUUAUUGGAAGCUUUGAGUAUUCUUCUUGGUUGUCUCUUGGCAAAAAAAGAGGUUAUACCUGAAUAAAUUUUUUUCUUAAACUCCACUAACAUUAUAAACUCAUUCUUGAUGAACUCAUAUAGUUCCAAGAUUCCUUAUUAAAGUAUUUCUUAGUCUCUAGGCAUGAAGUUUCUCAUCUUUUCAGCCUGCUUCAUUGUCAAAUGCUUCCUCUCGACUUCAAUUAUCCUAUUAUUGUUAAUAAAAUGAAGCUAUUUAUUAACCAUAGUCACUAUUAUUUCUUAAAUAACUUUUAUUGGUGAAAAGAUAUGAUACUCUACCACAAAGAAUGAGGAUGCUGAAGGCAAUAGCAGCCGCUCUUGAUGCUUUAUAAGCUAAUAGCUUUGGGACUGAGGGGAAUUAAAGUACCAAGAGAGCCCAUUUGCUAGGUUGUUGCUUUCUGUUUAGGAUUCUUAAUGAUUUGGUGGUUGACAAUUUUUUGAUAAUUUUUGUGCUUGUCUAAAAAUUCCGAAUUCCCUUUAGUUUAAUUCUAAAUUAAUUUCUUGUGGGGUAUACUAGCUUGCAAAGUCAUAGGCUUGGUUUGGAAAUAUUAUUAAAUUUCUUAUACUAGGAACUAGGGCCAUAAAAAUUAGCAGUUAUCAAGAUUUCGGUGAAUGAUUAUAAAAGAUACCAUAGACUCACUAGGGUUAUGUACCUUAAACAUUGAUCCCUUGGUCAUAUCAAUUCAGACAAUGGAUCAGCUAUUUCAUUCUACUCCUAUAUAUUCACUAGGAUGUUUGGCUUUUUACUAAUAUAGCAUCUUUUAAUAAAAAUAUCGGUGAAUUAUGAAUAGGGUGGCUAUAUUUAGAGUGAUAACACUUUCAACAAUCAUUGAAAUCUCCAGGGAUAUCUCCCAGCGUCAUAGGCUUAGGCUCUAGAACUCAAAAUUUAAUUAAGUAGAAAUACUAGUAAUAUUACAGCCAAAUAAAAUAAGACAUAAUUAACCUUGCUAAUUUGUUUUCUCUUAAGAAUCCAAGGAAGAAUUUAGGUGAAGGACUCGGGUUUUAGUCAGCUUCAUUAAUUAGCUUCCCUUAAGGCGGGAUUGUUGAAUGUUUAGCCUAUUCUUAAUAAUUAUAGGAUUAGAUUAGUAAAUUAGGCUGGGCAUCCGGAUUCAUUUAUUCGGAUAUGUUUAUGAGUUUUCGUGUUUCUGGAAGGCAACCAAUAAAGUUUAUAGUUAUGAGAACUUCUCGUACAUUUGAAAGUUGUCCUCAAAAUAGAAGAUUCCUCUUCAUUUUUGUGCUUAGGUUAAAAAAGAAUCAUUUUUAUGGCUGCUCUAUUGAUGUCAUCGUUCUUUGUAAGAUUUUGUGGCAAAAAUAAAGCUUCUUUGUAUCACUUUAUGAACAAACAAAAACUAGUUUAAACAAGCAUUAUUCUAAGAUUUUUAAUAAUCUUUUGGCAUUAAGAGUACUUCUAGGAAGUCUUAUCAGCCCUUGUGUUAUUAAUAAAUGCUUUGGGAUAGAUCUCGGGCUUUGAACACUUCUCGUCAUAUAUCUUUAAGUAAAUACCUUAAAAAUAUUUUCUCUAUCCAAUAUUUUCCAGAUUCUUUAUUCUGAGCAUAAAUGUUCUGGAAAUUUUUGAGAAAUAUCAGUAGAUAUUCUUUAGUAGAGGUGAAUAGUCUCUCUUAUUAAUGAAAUAACACUCCAAAUUAGUCUCUGAAUAUUAUAAGAGCUGUAUCCAAAGAUUAGAGGUUUAUUUAUGGGUUUUUAAACAAGCAGGAAAGUACUUGAAAGUUUUAAGAAUUUUUGAAGGAUAGGACCAAUGAUCACGGCCAUAUUGGCUUAAAAUUAAGAUUACUUCUUGACAUUGAUAUUUGGGUUAUCUCUAACGCUUGUUUAGACUUAAAUGAGUAAAGGAAAACUUGAGGUAAGUUCCCAUUUCAGGAAUACUAGAGAUUUUCUCUUCUCUCAUAUUUUGGAAACACUUCAAAACUAUUUAAUAUGACAAAUUAACUAUUUACUCAGCUCAAGCAAAUGUUCUCUUGGAGUAAAAAGUACAACAAUGGAUAUUGGACAUCAGAAGAGCACUCACAGUUUAUACAAUGCAUCAAGACCCAUGGUAUAGAGUGGCCAAUGCUCAAAUAAAUCGAUUCCCACUCGCACAAGACUUCAGAUAAAGUCACACUUGCGUAGAUAUUUUCACCAGAUCAGAAAGCACUUUGGCCUGGAAGACCCGAUGGAGUACAUCAUGAACAACGACUGCGACCACUUGAGAUUCUACAAAAAUGAUAUUCUUGAAGAUAAAACAAAAUACUCCAAAAAGAGCUCUAGAGCCUCUGAGAAGCCAGAGACAAAUCCCAAAAAGAUGAUGAGCCAAAGAUCUGAAUCUAAGACUACUGGAGAGCUCUUUUCCAGUUGUAAUUCCAAAUUCGAGGAGCAAAAACACUUCAGGAAGAGAGACUUGAAGCAUUCUAGAAAAGUCUUGGAGGAUUCCCAAGUGCCUUCACUAGAAACUCCUCUGAUUCCCGAGAGAGAAUUUAGUAUCGAGAAAAUCAACCAAAAGAAGAUUCAGAGAAAUGGGGAGUUUUCUAAAUUUCAAAGGCCCAUGAAGGAACAUAUAAAAGCUGCUUCAGAGAAAUUUAUUCAAAGAGGCUUGAUUUCAAACAAACUCAAUAAGAAUUGAGAUCUUCCAGUGAAUCAACUCAGAAAUGCAAACAUAUUAGAAGCAAGAAUACAGACUACAGUCCCAUGAGAGAUUAUAAUGAAUCAUGAGGGAAAUGUCAAGAUCUAUCCUCAACAAGGUGGUAAAGUAAUUCUAGAAUCUACUAUGGAUAACAGAGCCGAAGCUACUCAUCUAAAUAAGUGCUUUUCAGCUCACAGAAACAUCGAUGCUUAUAACCCUCUUACCCCUACAACUCCAAAUAUCUGGAACAAGGAUCCCCACAGAGACUUCAUUCAAAAUGAAGACUACUCAGUGAUCACAAAAGCAAUUGAAUUAUUGACACCCUACUUUUGCUUUUGUGAAUAAUAUUUGUGCUAAUUCAUGCUUCCUUCAACCACAAAAAUAUC
Moneuplotes crassus is the source of this 3365-nucleotide messenger RNA. The record is from the annotation of a GenBank genome assembly. Lineage: Eukaryota; Ciliophora; Spirotrichea; Euplotida; Euplotidae.